Messenger RNA from Dipodomys ordii (Ord's kangaroo rat), 1241 nucleotides. RefSeq names its product joining chain of multimeric IgA and IgM (gene Jchain). The transcript has 4 exons. Gene Ontology annotation, molecular function: immunoglobulin receptor binding. Gene Ontology annotation, cellular component: pentameric IgM immunoglobulin complex. Bases 59 to 541 code for a protein of 160 amino acids. Lineage: Eukaryota; Metazoa; Chordata; Mammalia; Rodentia; Heteromyidae. The record is from RefSeq and is a predicted model, not a curated record. Gene Ontology annotation, biological process: humoral immune response.
GGUCACAUACCUUAUCCUUGACUUUCUGGCUUUACUUUUUCAAAAGAAGAAAGUCAAGAUGAAGAGCCAUUUCCUUUUCUGGGGUGUCCUGGCCAUUUUUCUAAAGGCUGUUCUUGUGACAGCCGAAGCUGAAGAUGAAAGGAUUGUUCUUGCUGACAACAAAUGUCAGUGCACCCGUAUUACUUCCAGGAUCAUCCCGUCUCCUAAGAAUCCGAAUGAAACCAUUGUGGAGAGGAAUAUCCGGAUUGUUGUUCCUCUGAACAGCAGAGAGAAUAUCUCUGAUCCCACUUCACCAUUAAGAACCAAGUUUGUGUACCAUCUGUCUGAUCUGUGUAAAAAAUGUGAUCCUGUAGAAGUGGAGCUGGAUAAUCAGGUAGUUACUGCUACCCAGAGUAAUAACUGCGAUGAAGACAGUUAUCUGGAGACCUGUUACACUUAUGACAGAAACAAGUGCUAUACAACUAUGGUCCCGCUUGCAUAUAAUGGCGAGAUUAAAAUGGUGGAAACAGCCUUGACCCCAGAUUCCUGCUACCCUGACUAAUUUCAAUCAUUGCUGAUCGCAAAACUCUGUCUUAAGAGUCUCUCCAUUUUAAUCCAGAAUGAAAUGAAUUUGAAACCAAGAUAUUUUUGGACAAUGUAAAAAUUCCUCUCCCUCACGUAAUUGAAAUACUUUGCUAUUCUUAUUAGGUACUUACUUCUCAACUCUUACAUAUUAAAAACAGUCAAUUAUCAUGCUUGGUGGUAUUUGCUGAUGUGAAUAUUAUUUCUAGCAUUAAAAAAUAGACAAGUAAAAAGUAAAAAUCAUAAGAGAUAAUUAAAUGCUUUAUUUUCUUUUUGUUGGAGAGCCAGAGUUUUUGCACAUUCUAUACUUUUCUCUUUUAGAAGUUUCGCUGUGUAGAGAAAAUAUAUUGUAAAAAAUGAAUUCCAUGUCUUCAAUAGAAAAAUAAUUCAUGAACAUGCUUUAAAUAUAUUUAUAAAAUAGGUUAAGAUGGGGUCUGUAAUAUUUAUAAAAGCAACUUGCUGAAAGUAAUAUAAUUAAGUGAAUAAUUGAACAUUGUAUUUUGGCAUAAUACAUAGACUUGGCAGCAGAUGAAAAAGAUUUUCUGAUAAAUUUUUAUGACAGAUUAUGGUAGAAAUUCCCAUUAAACUCACCCUAUAAUGCAACUAAAUUUAAUGAAAUAUGUAUUCAAAGUAUGUUUUCUCUAACACAGUUUAAACGAUUAAAUAGAAUCAUAAGCAUA